This is a messenger RNA of Callorhinchus milii (elephant shark), 2700 nucleotides long. RefSeq names its product TPX2 microtubule nucleation factor (gene tpx2). Lineage: Eukaryota; Metazoa; Chordata; Chondrichthyes; Chimaeriformes; Callorhinchidae. The transcript has 16 exons. The record is from RefSeq and is a predicted model, not a curated record. Gene Ontology annotation, cellular component: microtubule; spindle. The coding region runs from base 312 to 2543 and encodes 743 amino acids. Gene Ontology annotation, biological process: activation of protein kinase activity; regulation of mitotic spindle organization.
GGGGGGGAGUGUGUGGGGAUCCAUACCCAAGGUGCAGUGUGACCCGCGCCGCCCAAUCAGAUGUGUUGUGAGGCUGACGAGCGUUGUGAUUGGUGCACACAGUGGUCUGCGCGCCUUUCAGUUUAAAAUUAAAAAUAACUGCCGAACGGUUAGUAUAGCCGCCGCGAGCCCCAGACUCCCAGCAGCAGGACCGGAGCCACAGCCCCAACGCCACAGCCUCGGAGCUCCAGCAGCAGGACCGGGAGCCCCAAGGCCGGGAGAGACUCAGCCCGGCCGCCAUAGCCAACCCCACGGAGCUCGGCCCCGCAGCCAUGGCCGCCUGGAACUAUGAUGCGCCAACUCACAUCGAUUUCUGCAACCUCGAUGACCAGGAUGAUCUCCAUGUUGAUUACUGGUUCGAUAAACAAGCUGAGAAUGAGGUGGGAAUAAAUCAAGCAACCCCACCUGCUGAGAGCAAGAAUUUGGUAGUUCAACUGCCUCAUGUUCCCUGCAAAAGUUCUUUAGUCCAGGCAGCACAGAGCCCUAAAGGGCAACUCUUGCCUAAAGAGGGAGAAAGUGCAGAAGAGCAAAUUGAUGGAACUGUUGGAAGUGUACCAAGCAAUGUGGUGACCUCUUUGUCAGUGUGGAGAACAACAUCUGCUGCUCCUGCUAGAGGGACACCGGUGAGGAGAUCGGCACGUAGACCACCUGGACAAGUGAAGAAGCAGUUGGCUGAACUUCGUGCUGAUCGCAGGUUUCAGGAUCCUGCUACCGGGGCUCCAGUCAGCAAGAAAGCAAAACUGAAUCCAAAGGCGAAGACUUCAGUGAGUAGAGUUGGCAGUCUUCGUCAGUCCCAGUCUUCAGCACAGACCAGACAAGCCAUGCCAAGCACACCUACAGUUCUCAAGAGGCAGCAGCAUAUGGGUGCAAAGGGCAAAAGCACAGAAGAGUUAGAGAUGGAAAAGAUUUCACAGUUUCAGAAGGAGUUUGCUGAGCAGAGGAAACUGAACGAGGAGACAUUGAAGGCAGCCAUUUGUGGUACAAGUCAGCACAGUAAACUGAUGCGCAUUCCAGCCACAAAACCUAUGGAUAUCCAGUUCCACACAGACAAGCGAAUAAAAGCACAUGGUGAAACUCAAGUGUAUAAGGAAGUGAACUUCACCAAUGAACUGCGCAAGCAUCCCCAGUCUCCUAUGCGUGCACUGAAGGGAAGUACUGUACCGAAGCCUUUCAACUUAUCUUGUGGGAGUAAAAGAAAACACACAGACAUGGAGAGCAAAGCAUAUGUCUCUGUUGCACAGCAGGUGGAAGAAUUUCAACGUCGCACACCAUCACGUUAUCAUUUGAGAAGCAAGCAACUUGUGGAAGAAGGUCCUCAUAGGGUACCGAUGAAGAUGAAACUGACUAAACCUCUGACUCCUUUGCUAACCACCAAAGGCCGUGCUCGGGAGGCCACCUGUAAGAGCACAGCUGAAAUUGAGGCUGACGAGGUGGAGAAAAUACAGUCUUACAGAUUCAAAGCUCAAGAACUAAACCCCAGAAUCCUGGAAGGUGGUCCCAUUGUUCCAAAGAAGCCCCCAGUGAAAGAACCCACAGAGCCUAUUGGCUUUCGCUUGGAGACCGACAAUCGUAUCAGGAAGCGGGAAGAAAAUCGCAAGCCUGAGGAUCAGGAACAGUACCUUUUCCAUCCCCGUCCGUGCCCCAUCCGGAUACUGGAAGAUGUUGUGGGAGUUCCAGAAAAGAGGAAGCUACCAUUGACAGUGCCUCAUUCUCCAGUUUUUGCAGUGAAAAGCCGUGUAAGAAUUCCACUUAAAGAGGAGCAGGAAGAAAAGCUAGUAAAGCAGAUUAAGAUAAACACUAUGCCACACUGUGCCGUCCCAUUCAAGCCAAAACCCCUGGAAGAGAAGAAUGUAGAAAUACAGCCAUUCUCAUUUGAGGCUCGGGACAAAGAGAGGCAAACACUGAAGGAAAAGAAACUGCAAGAAAUCCGUAAAGAGAUGGCUGAGGUCCCUACAUUUAAAGCGCAGCCACUUCCUGACUUUGACUUGGCUCAGUUACCAGAGAAGGUGGUGAAGUCUCCAACUAAACUCCAGCCUUUCCAUCUACGCAUAGAAGAGAGAGGGGUUGUUCGAGCAGAACGCUGGACGCAGAUGAUGAAAGAAGAGCUCAGGCAACAAAAGGAAGCUGCAUGUUUUAAAGCCAACCCCAGCUCUGCUAUUUACCGGGAGCCAUUCGUGCCAAAGAAAGCAGAGCGAUCACUGACAGAGAAGCUUUCUGCUUCUGUAGUUCAGGAAAGCUUUGAGCUGGCAACUGAGAAGCGAGCAAAAGAACGUAUGGAAUUUGAGAAGUACAAAGCUGAUAAAGAGGUGAUGCGAGAGCAGGCAGAACAGGAAAAGCAGAAUCGAAAAGAGGAGCAAGAGAGAAAAGAAAUUGCACAACUCCGUCAUGACCAGAUACACAAAGCAAACCCUGUCCGUCAUUACAAGAAAGUCGAAAUUCAGCCCAGCGAGCAACAGCUUACCGUUCCAACCACCCCAAACUUUUCCGAUCGGUUUCGUCUGUAACGUGCCUGUUUGUCUUUCUGUUCUUAUCUGGAAACUCAAGUAUUUGAAACUGUCACAAUUUCUUUGACAAGUACCAUAAGCUCUACUUUAAUCUGUUUUAAUAUUUGCUUGUAUUUGUUUUGUAGAAUACUCAAUAAAAUUUAGUAUUGAAUUAUUA